AUGUUAUCUAAGCUAAAAAAUCUCACUGAUUUCCAAUUAUCAGGCAACAGGUUAUCAGUGCUCAGUUACACCAGAACCAAUGUUACUCUCCCUAAAUUUAAGCUUUUAGGAUUGGGUUCAUGCAACUUAACUGAGUUUCCUGAUUUCCUGCAGAACCAAGAUGAAUUGGAGUUGCUCUUCCUUUCCAAUAAUAGAAUUCAUGGUCCAAUUCCAAAGUGGAUGUGGAACAUAAGCCAAGAAAACCUAGGGAUGCUUGACCUUUCUGGAAACCUUUUAACCGGCUUUGACCAACAUCCAGUUGUGCUUCCAUGGUCCAGGUUAAGGGCUUUAAAACUUGAUUAUAACAUGUUGCAAGGACCACUUCCAAUUCCACCACCAUCAACCAUUGAAUAUUCAGUCUCUAGAAAUAAACUGACUGGAGAAAUUUCGCCACUUAUUUGCAACAUGAGUUCUCUUAUGUUACUUGAUUUGUCUAAUAACAAUUUGAGUGGCAGGAUUCCCCAAUGUCUGGCCAACUUGAGCAAAUCUCUGUCCGUACUGGAUCUGGGAAGCAACAGCCUUGAUGGCCCCAUUCCUCAAACAUGCACAGUGACAAACAAUUUGAGGGUGAUUGAUUUAGGUGAAAAUCAAUUCCAAGGCCAAAUACCAAGAUCAUUUGCCAAUUGCAUGAUGCUCGAGCACCUUGUUCUCGGAAACAAUCAAAUCGAUGAUAUUUUCCCUUUUUGGCUUGGAGCCCUCCCACAGCUACAGGUUCUUAUUUUGAGAUCCAACAGAUUCCAUGGUGCAAUAGGGAGCUGGCAGUCCAAUUUCAGGUUUCCCAAGUUACGCAUCAUCGACCUCUCUGACAAUAAGUUUAUAGGUGAUUUGCCAUCAGAGUAUUUCCAAAAUUGGGAUGCCAUGAAACUUACAGAUAUUGCAAACAACCUUAGGUACAUGCAGACACACCCAAAGUUUCAAAUCCCAGGGUAUAGCUGGAUUGACAGUUACAUGUACUCAAUGAGAAUGACAAAUAAAGGUAUGCAGAGGUUUUAUGAGCAGAUCCCUGAUAUUUUCAUAGCAAUUGAUUUCUCAGGCAACAAUUUCAAAGGACAAAUUCCAACCUCCAUUGGGAACCUCAAGGGGCUUCAUUUGCUGAACCUUGGCGGCAACAAUCUUACUGGCCAUAUCUCAUCCUCCCUGGGGGACCUAACACAGCUGGAGUCAUUGGAUCUCUCCCAGAACCAACUCUCAGGAGAGAUCCCUCUGCAACUAACAAGGAUAACAUUCCUUGCAUUCUUCAAUGUGUCUAAUAAUCAUCUGUCAGGGCCUAUACCACAAGGAAAACAAUUUGCAACAUUUUCAAGUGCUUCCUUUGAUGGGAACCCGGGAUUGUGUGGAAGUCCUUUGUCAAGGGCAUGUGGAAGUUCCGAGGCAUCACCACCAACAUCUUCAUCCUCUAAACAAGGUUCAACUAGUGAAUUUGAUUGGAAAUUUGUAUUAAUGGGAUACGGAAGUGGGCUAGUAAUCGGAGUUUCAAUUGGGUACUGCUUGACCUCAUGGAAACAUGAGUGGUUCGUGAAAACCUUCGGAAAGCGGCAAAGAAAAUGGACAAGGAAAGAAAGAAGGGGGGCACAGAGGCUGAAUUUAUCCAACCCAAAUUUCCUUGAAAGAUUUCUUAAACUAUGUAUACUGCUUGAAUUGUUGGACUUCUAUCUUCAUUUCUUUUUCCUUUAUAGUCAUGGUGUUGCUUCAACUUGUGUUUGUGUUGGCAAAUGGAUGUAA
Vitis vinifera (wine grape) is the source of this 1761-nucleotide messenger RNA. RefSeq names its product receptor-like protein 6. The record is from RefSeq and is a predicted model, not a curated record. Bases 1 to 1761 code for a protein of 586 amino acids. NCBI's taxonomy places the organism in Eukaryota, Viridiplantae, Streptophyta, Magnoliopsida, Vitales, Vitaceae. The transcript has a single exon. Gene Ontology annotation, molecular function: protein binding.